CUUACGAACGAUGGAAAACUUGGGUUGUGCUAGUGCCUCUUUCAUUAUUCUAUACGAGUUGCUGAAGAAAAAGAGACGACGGCGUUCUAGAUUGUCUUCACAAUUAUAUUUACAAAGAAGUCGAGACCGUAGCCUCAACAACACAUUUUUAUUGCGCGACAUUCAAAGUGAGGGAGACGGCAGACGAUUCAAAAAUUUUACAAGAAUGUCAGAAGCAGAUUUUUCAUUUCUCCUGGAUGCGAUUAAAGACAAGAUAUCCAGACGAGAUACUGAGUUCCGAAUGGCAAUCCCUGCGGAAGAACGUUUAGCGCUAACACUGCGGUUCCUUGCAAGUGGCGAUUCAUUUACAAGUCUCCAGUAUAUGUGGAAAAUAUCCAAACAAUUGAUAUCCAGAAUUGUUCCAGAAGUAUGCGAGGCUCUUGUUGACGUUUUAAUGGAAUAUAUUAAGCUGCCAUCGUCACCUGCAGAGUGGGAAGAGAUCGCCCAACAAUUCGAAAAUGUAUGGAAUUUUCCUAACUGUUUAGGCGCUAUCGACGGUAAACAUAUCGUUAUACAAGCGCCAAUAAAAAGCGGCAGUGAAUACAUAAACUACAAAUCGCAAUUCAGUAUUGUACUAAUGGCACUGGUAGAUGCUGAGUACAAUUUCACCUUCGUGGAUAUUGGUUGUCAAGGACGAAUCUCAGAUGGAGGUGUUUUUAACAACUGCAAACUGUAUCACAAAAUUGAAGACGGUUCCUUGAAUAUUCCUGCACCUAAACCCCUUCCUGGAAGAUCCCUGAAAUUGCCAUACGUGUUUGUCGCAGAUGCAGCAUUUCCAUUAACAGAAAAUAUUAUGAAACCAUACAGCGGCUAUCAUCCUAAAGAUACAGCAGAAAGAGCUUAUAAUUAUCGGCUUAGCAGAGCACGCCGCAUAGUGGAAAAUGCGUUUGGAAUCGCUUCCAGUGUGUUUCGCGUUUUGAGGAAACCUCUUCUUUUAAAACCAGAGAAAGCCACACUGAUAGUUAUGACGGUUGUGUGUCUUCAUAAUUUUUUGCGUAGAAGUAAAACUUCAAAACAUUUAUACUCUCCAGUUGGUUCUUUGGAUACCGAAAAAGAAGGAGAACUAAUUCCAGGAACGUGGCGAGCUGAAGAAAAGGAACUCGCAUCUCUGCUACCACUCAAGAACAUACCUCGCAGAAACAAAGAAAGUGUAGCCGCAAUAAGGAACGAAUUUGCCAAAUACUUCAAAGAAUCGGGAGCACUAACAUGGCAAAAUAAAUAUAUGUAAUCAUGUAUAGCAUGUAUGUACUCGUAUUUGUUGAGUAUCACACAU
Coccinella septempunctata (seven-spotted ladybird) is the source of this 1312-nucleotide messenger RNA. Its product is annotated as protein ANTAGONIST OF LIKE HETEROCHROMATIN PROTEIN 1-like. The record is from RefSeq and is a predicted model, not a curated record. Bases 11 to 1267 code for a protein of 418 amino acids. Lineage: Eukaryota; Metazoa; Arthropoda; Insecta; Coleoptera; Coccinellidae. The transcript is spliced from 2 exons.